Molecule: messenger RNA, 1641 nt
Organism: Fusarium sp. VM40
Lineage: Eukaryota; Fungi; Ascomycota; Sordariomycetes; Hypocreales; Nectriaceae
Source: the annotation of a GenBank genome assembly
AUGCAGCACCCUUCAGGCUCGGAGGCUGCUCGUCUUCUGGAUUCUUCUUACACUCCUGGCUCCUACACCAUGGCCUCACCGGAUAAAGAGACCGAAGAGCGAAAGACCUACGGGGCUAUCAACAACGAUGGCCGAAGGGGCAGUCUUGUCGACGCCGCGGAGGAUGAGGCGAUUAUUCCAAAGGGCGCGCUUGAUCCUGUGUAUGAAGCGAAGGCUCGUAUUCUUAACCGUGCUAUCCAAGAUCUUGGCAUGGGACGUUAUCAGUGGGAGCUCUUCAUCGUUAUAGGGUUUGGCUGGGCCUCAGAUAACCUUUGGCCAAUCGUUACAUCGCUUAUUCUACCGUCUGUCGCCAACGAGUUCAACGUCACCCAUGCGCCAUAUCUCACUCUGGCGCAGAAUAUUGGUCUUUUAGGCGGAGCUAUUUGGUGGGGGUUUGGGUGUGAUGUUUUCGGUCGCAAAUGGGCCUUCAACUUGACGUUGGGAAUCACUGCAGUUUUUGGCCUGAUCUCAGCCAGCGCCCCUAACUUUGCAGCGAUUGGCAUUUUCGAUGCGCUGUGGUCUUUUGGCGUAGGAGGAAACCUCCCAGUUGACUCGGCCAUUUUCCUUGAAUUUCUACCUGGGUCGCAUCAGUAUCUCCUCACGAUUCUCUCCAUCGACUGGGCCAUUGCGCAGGUAAUAGGCACGUUAAUCGCAUGGCCACUCCUGGGCAAUUAUACAUGUCAGCAAGAUACAGUAUGCCGACGAAAAGACAACAUGGGAUGGCGAUAUUUCACCCUUACAGUGGGUGGGCUUACACUUCUGAUGUUUCUCUCGCGAUUUCUUCUCUUCAAGAUUUACGAGUCACCGAAAUAUCUUAUGAGCAAGGGUCGUGAUGAAGAGGCUGUGCAGGUUGUACACACGGUUGCCAAGAAAAACGGAAAGACUUCAAAUUUGACACUCGAGGACCUCAAGGCUUGUGAGCCGGAGGGAUAUGUCGCCGAGACGGACACGAGCGCGGCACUGAAACGAUAUCUGGAGAAGGUCGACUUGUCCCAUAUAAAGGCUCUUUUUGUGACAAAGAAACUCGGCCUCAGCACUGGAUUGAUCAUGGCUGUUUGGGCUCUUAUUGGUCUGGGAUAUCCGCUCUACAACGCCUUUAUCCCGUUCAUCCAGGCAACAAAGGGUGCUGAUUUCGGCGACGGGAGCACCUAUCUCACCUACAGGAAUAGUCUUAUCAUCGCGGUUCUUGGUGUUCCAGGUGCGCUCUUGGGAGGCUGGCUUGUCGAGUUGCCACGCUUGGGACGGAAGGGAACUCUGUCCGCUAGUACAGUUCUCACAGGCGUGUUCCUCUAUUGCUCGACUACAGCGACGACUAGCGAUGCGUUACUCGGCUGGCAAUGCGCCUUCAACUUCUUCAGUAACAUCAUGUACGCUGUUCUUUACUCUUUCACGCCAGAGUUGUUCCCUACGCCUCAUCGAGGAACUGGUAAUGCUUUGUGCGCAUCUUGCAACAGAAUCUUUGGCAUUAUGGCGCCUAUUAUCGCCAUUUUCGCGAAUCUGGAAACGUCUGCUCCAGUUUAUACAAGUGGUGCAUUAUUUAUUGCCGCUGGAGUUUUGGUUUUGGCUAUGCCGUUUGAAUCCAGAGGCAAGGCUGCGCUUUGA